AUGUCACAUGGACCUCCACGCGCCUUCCAACCUCAUGGUUACCCAACACCCUUGGCAGCACCGACCCAUCAUCGACAGUCCAUGAUGAACCAUCAGUUGCAGACCAUGACGACGGUCGCCAGUGCACAGCCCUUAUCGCCCGCAGUGCAUAACCAGCACGCCACAGCGGCAGCAGCAGCAGCGGCGGCAGCGGCGGCCGUGGGUGGAAGCAGCAGUGGAGCAGGAGCACCUACGAGCAGUAGCCAACAACAAGGUGUCAUGGCUAGCUCGCACGAGCAAAUCUAUUGUGGGGUCUGCCAGACGGUUCGGCCUGCCCACUAUUUCCCUGUGGAUCGACGACUCGAAUAUAACGUAUGUGAUCUGUGCCGCUCAAGAGAAUUUCAAAAACGAAAACAGCAGUUGGAGCGCUAUAACAACGACGUGUACGAAGAGCCUCAACAGCGAACGACGUUUAAACACGCGCGUUUUCCGCCACAGUAUAGUCAUUACGCUGCUGCCGCUGCACCACAGCAUAUGCAGCAACAGCAGCAACAGCAACAGCAACAACAACAACAGCAACAACAUCACCAGCAACAACAGCAGCAACAGCAUUUGUCUCCGCAGUCGCUUCAAACGCAGCAUCUGCAGGCGCCUUCUCCUUUAAGAAUGCAUCCUCAACAUCAUCACCAACAGCAACAACAACAACAGCAGCAGCAGCAGCAACCUGUGUCAUCGCCUCAGGUUAACAAACCCACCCUACCAUUGUCAUCUUCCAUCAUACCAGGCUUGUCUCCACAGCAACAACAAAGUUUAAAUAAGCCUCAUGGAUUGUUUUCUGCCUCACCACUGCGUGCACCGCCACCGCAUCACCAGCAGCAGCAGCAGCAGCAGGAACAGCAUCAUCAACCACAACAACAACAGCCUCUUACACAUCAUGUGCAUACUCAACAGCAACAACAUCAUCAUUCACAUCAACAACAACAGCAGCAGCAGCAGGUACCGCCUGUUUCGUUACCAUUGACACUACCUCAGCAGCCUCAGCAUGAAGCUCAAUUCCAUCAUCAACAACCGUCUCCGCUACCAUCGCAUCCACCACCGCCGCUCGCCCAACCUCCUCGAUCGCUACAUGACAUUUCUCCAGAACAACAACAACAGCAACAACAACAAAUACCCAUGCGGAUUCCAAUAAUUGAUAGCAAUAGCAGUAACACGACACCACCUAGUGCUACCGCUACUACUGCUGCUGCUAGCUCUGCCAAUACCCCAGCCAAAACAGGUUUGGCAACCAUGUCAUCCACUACGACUUCAACAACAACCAAGGGCAAGAGCAGUAACAGCAAAAGCAACAAUAACAGCACCAGUGAGACAAAGGCUGCUAGCAGUACGCAUCGAUCGCCUUCUUCAAAAGCAGCACAAAAUGAUGUCCAUUGUCAAGAGGUGUUGUCUCCCGAAGCAUUUGUGUAUGCACUCCAGCAGGAAACGGAAUUUGAGCGGAAGCAGUAUGUGGUGGAUAUCAAUCCAUUGAUAACACGGUUGGGUGAUGAGGCUGGUUUCACACAACUUGGUCGCGCCAUUUGCGAACACAUUUUGGCGGGCACAAAGUUUAAUUUUAGUAUGAAGGAUCGAAGACGGUCAACCAAGGCACCAGACACAUUGUCAACGCUGCGUUACUAUUGUUCUCAGCGAGCGGAUACGGCCAAACCUCGGAAAGGAGACCAUCCCAAAGCUGCAAAUCGAUACGACUGUGCUGGCGCGUUGACGGUGAUUAUUGAUCUGAGCAAAAAGACAGGCCAUGUCACGUUGAUCCACAAACACUCCCAUCCACCAUUCAUUCCACACCAUCACCAUCACCAUAACAGCCAAAACAAUGCCAAUGGUUCCAGCCGUAGAACUGCGAGUGGUAGUAACAGUAAAAACAACAACAACAACAACAACAACAACAACAGCAGCAAUAGUAAUAUGGCACAAAUCAACCAGCAGCAACAACAGCAGCAGCAACAGCAGCAGCAACAAAUGCGGUUGAUGAAGCAACGGCAGAAGCAGACGGAGAAACAGUUUGAAACUCUUCGACAAAGAGUAGCGGAUUUCGGUCGAUUGAUAGAAAGCCAGCAGAGUCUCAGGAACAAGGAAUUCAUCCAAACGGCCACCCAUGCGUUCAUGCAUGCGGACAAGAUGCUUAAUGCGUGUCGCUGGGUGGAGAACGCCUCGGAGGAUCAGCAACAAUUACAGCCACCAAACAAGUACACGUUGCAUUACAACAAGCGAGGCGGUAAUUUUUGA
This is a messenger RNA of Zychaea mexicana, 2259 nucleotides long. RefSeq lists its product as uncharacterized. The record is from RefSeq and is a predicted model, not a curated record. Lineage: Eukaryota; Fungi; Mucoromycota; Mucoromycetes; Mucorales; Lichtheimiaceae. The transcript has 2 exons. Bases 1 to 2259 code for a protein of 752 amino acids.